This is a messenger RNA of Necator americanus (New World hookworm), 816 nucleotides long. RefSeq lists its product as uncharacterized. Lineage: Eukaryota; Metazoa; Nematoda; Chromadorea; Rhabditida; Ancylostomatidae. The transcript is spliced from 6 exons. The coding region runs from base 1 to 816 and encodes 271 amino acids. The record is from RefSeq and is a predicted model, not a curated record.
AUGGGAAACGAAACAGUGUCAUUCCAAGAAUCUAUUUUCGUCGGGAUCACAUAUUUCCUAUUUGCAACGAUUUUGUUACUGAUUUAUAUAGUUUACAACCUGGUUUUGCUCAGAGACUACGAAUUCCGGAAGUUACAAGCAUUUCGACUGAUGAUUUUUCUUGGCUUGCUAGACUGCACACAAUUGCUUGGUCAUAUGUCUAGUGGUUUUUUAACAAUACGCAAAGACAUUAACAACAAUUAUCCCUAUCUUUCUCAAGUGCUUGGAGGAAUACUAAACUCAGCAUGGGUUGGACUGUUUCCUCUGACUUUGAUCAUUGCCAUAAACAGCUUUUCAUGGUCUUAUGGUUCAAAUUAUGCUAGUGCUGUUAUGUCGGAUAUUGAGUAUUUUGUAUCUGUUACCUGCAUUGGGUUCACACUUCUUGUCUAUAUAAUGAUAGCAGUAGCUAUCUAUAAGAGAUUUUUAGAGCUGAACAUUCCAGAGUAUGCUGUUCCAUACACGACAUCGGCUUGUGUGUCAUGCGUUGCGCCAGCGAAGAUUGUAGCUCCAGCUCCAGUAGUCGCACCAGCAGCGGUUGUUGCUCCGGCACCAGUUAUGGCACCAGUAGCCGUUGUUGCUCCAACAACAUUUGUAGCAGCUGCUCCAGUCAUGGCUCCAACAGCUGUUGUAGCACCAGCACCAGUAAUGACAUCGGCUCUACUUUCAUAUCCUGUGAAUCUGGUCACUAUUCUGACACAUCUAUGGUCCACGGCGGUGAUCAUUACUCUAAUGGUUAUGGUUUUCCGUGGCGGUCUCCUUACUUUCGCUAUGGACUAG